Nicrophorus vespilloides is the source of this 311-nucleotide messenger RNA. RefSeq names its product flexible cuticle protein 12-like. The record is from RefSeq and is a predicted model, not a curated record. Gene Ontology annotation, cellular component: chitin-based extracellular matrix. Gene Ontology annotation, molecular function: structural constituent of chitin-based larval cuticle. The transcript is spliced from 2 exons. The coding region runs from base 1 to 300 and encodes 99 amino acids. Lineage: Eukaryota; Metazoa; Arthropoda; Insecta; Coleoptera; Silphidae.
AUGACAUUAUUUGCAUUGUCCUGUGUGGCAUUUGCCGCACCCGUCGAUGACGAACACGCUGAGGUCCUCAAAUACGAGAACGAAAAUAUCGGCGUGGAUGGUUUUAGAUAUGCAUACGAAACGAGCAAUGGAAUUUCGGAAGCUGCCGAAGGUCAAUUGAACAAUGUCGGUACUGAAAACGAAGCAAUUUCCGUUCGUGGGCAUUUCACUUUCGUAGGUGCCGAUGGUGUAACUUACACCGUGAAUUAUGUGGCCGAUGAGAACGGAUUCCAACCAGAAGGCGACCACAUCCCAAAAUAACUUUCAACGGA